Molecule: messenger RNA, 2112 nt
Organism: Pseudocercospora fijiensis CIRAD86
Lineage: Eukaryota; Fungi; Ascomycota; Dothideomycetes; Mycosphaerellales; Mycosphaerellaceae
Exons: 1
Coding region: 159-1619 (486 amino acids)
Biological process (GO): unsaturated fatty acid biosynthetic process
Cellular component (GO): endoplasmic reticulum membrane
Molecular function (GO): iron ion binding; stearoyl-CoA 9-desaturase activity; heme binding
Source: RefSeq, a predicted model, not a curated record
CACUGCUCUACCUCACCACCUCUCUCCGACUUUCGCUACGCCCCCUACGAGCACGCACCUACUCCCGCUCGUCUCGAGCAGUACAUCGACGACGACAUCACCACACUCCGACCGUAUCUUCAAGUAGCCUACAUCACCCAGGCUCAAUACCGCCCAUCAUGCCAUCCCACCAGCCCACCGCUAGUGAGAAUAUGGCGGUCGACCACAAGUUCGUUUCGAAGGAGCGAGAGGGCAAUCCAAUGUCUGCCCCAGAUCCAAAAGAGCCAGUCCGCAACAAGUCUUACGAUCCAAAGAAGCCACACAUCACAGAGACCCCUAUGACUAGGAAGAAUUGGUACAAGCAUGUCAACUGGCUCAAUGUCACGUUGAUCGUUGGCAUUCCGAUCAUUGGCUGCAUCACAGCCUUCUGGACUCCUCUUCGAUGGCAGACUGCCCUUUUCGCUGUCCUCUACUACUUCGCCACUGGUCUCGGAAUCACAGCAGGCUACCACCGACUAUGGGCCCACACCUCAUACUCUGCCUCACUCCCACUCAAGAUCUUCCUCGCGGCUGUCGGUGGUGGUGCUGUUGAAGGCUCCGUCAGAUGGUGGGCCAGAGACCACCGUGCUCACCACAGAUAUACCGACACCGACAAGGACCCAUACAGCGUCCGCAAGGGUCUCCUCUACUCGCAUUUUGGAUGGAUGCUCAUGAAGCAAAAUCCAAAGAGAAUUGGCCGUACCGAUAUUUCUGAUCUCAACGAUGACCCCGUUGUCGUGUGGCAGCACAAGAACUACCUCAAGGUCGUCCUCUUCAUGGGUCUGAUCUUCCCCUGCGUCUUCGCCGGUCUGCUCUGGAACGACUGGAUGGGUGGCCUCAUCUACGCUGGUAUCCUCCGCAUUUUCUUUGUCCAGCAGGCCACCUUCUGCGUUAAUUCGCUUGCCCACUGGCUCGGCGACCAGCCCUUCGACGACCGCAACUCUCCUCGCGAUCACGUCAUCACUGCACUUGUUACGCUCGGCGAGGGAUACCACAACUUCCACCACGAGUUCCCAUCCGACUACCGCAAUGCCAUCGAGUGGCACCAGUAUGACCCAACCAAGUGGUUCAUCUGGACAAUGAAGCAGCUCGGCCUCGCCUACGACCUCAAGCAGUUCCGUGCCAACGAGAUCGAGAAGGGCCGUCUCCAGCAGCAGCAGAAGAAGCUUGACCAGAAGCGCGCCAAACUUGAUUGGGGUGUUCCACUUGAGCAGCUUCCAGUCAUGGAGUGGGACGAUUACGUCGACCAGUCCAAGAACGGCCGUGCUCUCGUCGCUGUCGCCGGUGUUGUCCAUGAUGUGACCGACUUCAUCAACGACCACCCUGGUGGAAAGGCCAUGAUCCGCAGCGGUCUCGGAAAGGACGCAACCGCCAUGUUCAAUGGCGGUGUCUACAUGCACAGCAAUGCAGCCCACAACUUGCUCUCAACGAUGAGAGUCGGUGUGAUUCGUGGUGGCAUGGAAGUCGAGAUCUGGAAGCGUUCCCAGAACGAGGCCAAGGGCUCUAUGAUCUACAAAGACGAGCAGGGCAACCGCAUCGUGCGUGCUGGCGCGCAGGUGACCAAGGUGAUCCAGCCUCCUGCAAGCGCUGAUGCCGCAUAGAUGAUGAAAUGAAUGAGUGGUUUGCUUUUCCCCAUUGGCGCGUUUUAGCGAGCGGCACUAGACACAGGGCGUUCCGAUGAUGAAAAAGGAAGACGGUGGGAUUAUUUCACGACGUUCGUUGUACAUAUAUACCCUUGGCCGCGAGGCAAAGAGAUCGAGUGCUGCGAAAGCGGCGAGAUGAGAAUGUACUGCACACCACAACCCUGGCAAUCAUGGCUUUUCUUUUCCCAUCGCCAUGAAAUCGGAUGUAAUGAUUGACUUACACUUACGGCUUUGACAUUUGGUUUUGGGUCACGGACUUGCGCACUCCAGAGACGUAUCAUCGAUUCAGGCAGAUCAAAGGUGCUUGAUGUUAGAUGGAGAUGGAAAUUAUAAUAGCAUGCAUGAGACAGUAUAAGCAGUUCGCAUUGUAGACAUGCGAGGACCACUUCACGUGUCCUCAAGAAGGAAACUGGAGCACCCACUUCGUCUACGCGAAAAUAGGCUUGAGAGG